AUGCCUCCUAGACUAACCAAUGCGAAGCCUAAUACCUUGAACGAGACUAUGAAGCUCCUUCAGGUUGCGAUUGAGGAUGCCAUGUCCGAGUUAUAUGAUCUCGAAAGGGCUACUAUCAACCGGUAUGGCGAGAAGAUAUCGGACAGCAGGGAUCUGAGGAGCAACCUCCAAAGAUACUGGAAACAGAUAUCCGAGAUGCUCAAGACCGCAUACAUCAUCGGAGAUGACGUGGCGUUACUGCGAAGCCGUAUCAAGGCUGGUACCAAAGGCGAACUGCAAGCUCUGCUCGAAGAUUUGAAGGAGCAAAUUACGGAUGUGGAAUUACUCACCUCGGAUCUUGUCAAGUCUUAUGAGACUCCUGGAAUGGUAUAUUAUGAGAUCCCUGUAACGCCAUACGACAAGCUUUGGCAGCCAAAGGGCCGAAAGACUCAUCAAUAUGAACAGCAUGAUAACAGGGAAUGGUAUCCUGACGGACAUGAGGCCCUGCUCGGAUACAAAGAGGCGGACAUCAGGGUGUUCCAGUGCCUAAAGGUCUUGAACUCUGCCUGGAAGGAUCAAUUGGAAUUCUGUGACAAUUGUAUCAGAGCACUAGACGAUGGGAAGGACGCAGCGGACCAGAUGGUGAAAGC
Acaulospora colombiana is the source of this 629-nucleotide messenger RNA. Lineage: Eukaryota; Fungi; Glomeromycota; Glomeromycetes; Diversisporales; Acaulosporaceae. The record is from the annotation of a GenBank genome assembly.